AAAACGGACAACAACAACCCCGAAGCCGCCGACCACGACGACAACGACUGCUAAACCCUCAAAUAUAGUGAUAGACUUCACUGCAUCUAUUUGCAUAUCAAUGAUACCAUGUAAUAUCUGCAAUAAGCCCAAGAAACCAGUUCCGAUUGUUCCGCCCGAAGUGGCAGGCGGUUCAACUGCUCCUCCGAAAGUGAAGACGACAACUCAAGUCACAGGCAAUGGCAAAGGAAACCCAACUCAAGCUACAACUAAAAGUUCUGUUAUCGGUCCCCCAACUGUGCCCAAAAAACCUCCAGGAAAAACAACUCCACAUCCAAAAAAGCCCACACAGCCCGUGAUUAAAACUACAACGGAAACUACACAAUUCACGACACCAAAAAUUGACAAAGUGGUAGUGAAUCCGGAUACGACUGCGCCUCCGGAGUGCGAUAGCGGAGCGUGCGUACCGGGGUUGUCAGAUCCAGACGACGAGACCCCGGGACCGAGCGACGCUGACAACAAUGCAGUAGACACCGAAGUCAACAUAGCCUCUAAUGCGAUGUCGAAUUUUCCCGACUACAAGGCGGGUGAGAUGUUCGGCGACGAAGUAGCGCAAAACUACAACAUGUCGGCAAGGUUCUCAUUUGUCAUCCAACUAAAACCACAGAGCUUAGUAUUGGGAACGGGGUGCUUCUACCUUAUAAUGAAAUGAUUCGGUAAAAUAUUCGAAGCUGAAAAACGCAGGAAAAACUCCUGUAUAUGCUACAAAUGAAACACUCAACAAACAAUUGGGACAGAUAAUGUAGCAUGUCGAAAGAAAACGUUAUUCAUCAACACCAGAAUGAAAAUGAUGGCAUUGGUAAGAAAAUAGAAGACAGGACAGAAACACUGAUUGAACGAUUCUGGAUGGAAACGAAUCUAAACAAAUCGACAGCAGGAACAAAGAAA
Messenger RNA from Symsagittifera roscoffensis, 927 nucleotides. RefSeq names its product protein piccolo-like. NCBI's taxonomy places the organism in Eukaryota, Metazoa, Xenacoelomorpha, Acoela, Convolutidae. The transcript has 3 exons. The record is from RefSeq and is a predicted model, not a curated record. Bases 101 to 691 code for a protein of 196 amino acids.